AUGGAAGAGAGAGUUACGGAAAUUCUAAAGCAGGCUGGAAUCAAUGCACCACCAGAAAUUAUCAAAGAAUUUUGUCAAAGUCUUGAAGAAUCACAAGAUAUUAAUGUUAAAAAAGAAAAUAAGAAAUUAAAAUCAACAAAAAAGGCAAAAGGGAAAAAGAAAUCAACUAAAUUAGGGCCAUCAUCUUCUUUACCAAAUGAAAUGGAAAUGUGGGAAGAAAAGAUGGCAAUUUGGGAAAAGAAAGUUGAAGCAUUAGACAGGCAAUUGCAAGAAUGUUCAGAUAUACAUAGUUCCUAUUCUUCCAGCUUUAUUGGAAAUCAAUAUCAAGAGAAAAACGAUCCGUUGUCAGCAUAUCCAGUUCUAAAAGAAGGUCCUCAUGGAUUCAUUCAUCCACCUAAUUGCAUGAAGCCAAUUAGGAAGCGAUUUCCUAUAUAUCAAAGCGAAAAAUUCUCACUUGCACCUAACUUUGUAUCAGAAUUGAGAGAACGCGAAAGGAGAGAGCAUCCCUAUAUUCCAGGCAAUGAAAAUAGGCAAGAUGCUCUUAGGUGGAGAAUUAAGGAACGACUUAUUUAUAGCCAUCCUGAUUACUAUCUCAGAGAGCAAAGGAAAUAA
Trichomonas vaginalis G3 is the source of this 612-nucleotide messenger RNA. RefSeq lists its product as uncharacterized. The coding region runs from base 1 to 612 and encodes 203 amino acids. The record is from RefSeq and is a predicted model, not a curated record. The transcript has a single exon. NCBI's taxonomy places the organism in Eukaryota, Parabasalia, Trichomonadida, Trichomonadidae.